CAAAAACUGCUUUGCCAGGGCUGGAUGAACUAUAGCAUGGAGAAUAGGAUAGGCUAAAGUUGAGUCUGUUUGCAGAUAUAUAAAUAUACCACUCUGUUGCUUUCCAGUAUGUGACCCAUCAAUUGCAGCACCCAUUUUCCAGCAUUGAAUCAUGGACACUGUAACUGUGCCCUCACAAGAAGCUUCCCUGACGGUUAAUGAGCAGGUGAUUGUGAUGUCAGGACAUGAGACAAUUAGGGUACUGGAGGUGGGGGUAGAUGCUCCGCUCUCAGUAAAAAAUGAAGGGCAGACGCUGAAAGCAACAGCUGCGGCAGCUGGAGGAGAGUCUUCUGCAAACUGCCCUCCAGAAUCAAGUAAAACAGGACAAGAAGGGGUACAGCCAAACCCAGAGAAGGCAUGCAGAGAGUCGGGCGGUGAAGUCAAGGCAUUGCCUGAAAUCACACCUGUGCCUAUCCCAGGAAUUGUGCCGUUUAGCCAAGUGACAAGCCAACCAACACAGACUUUAACUCCCGUUACAGUGCAAGCCGCGCCACAGGUCUUGACUCAGGAAAACUUAGCAACAGUUGUGACAGGCGUAAUGGUUCCAGCAGGGGCAGUUACUCAACCUCUUCUUAUCCCCAUCAGUAUUGCAGGUCAAGUGGCAAGUCAGCAGGGGCUGGCUGUAUGGACAUUUCCUGCAGCAACGGUGGCUGCCCUCCCAGGACUGACGGCUGCCUCUCCUACUGGGGGAAUUUUCAAAUCACCUAUAGCCAAUUUGCAAGCUGCUGCAGUGCUGAACACAGCAAUACAAGCCCCUUUGCAGCCAGCCCAACCGUUCCAGGCACAGCCAACAGCCCAGCCCCGGCCAGCCGUCCAAACCCAGACCGUGUUCCAACCACCAGCCCAGCCAGCCCUUUUGCCACAGCCGACCACAGCAGCCACCCCACCUGCCGCCAAGCCACUGGAAACUCAGACACAGAUCACGGUCCAACCCGCAGGAUUUGCCGGAAUAAUCAGCGCGGCUUCUCUUGGGGCCCCAACCCAGCUCCUCAGCUCGCUGGCUGCCACACCUGUCAUCGCAAACACCAUUCCCAGUGUGCAAGGAAUAACUGGACAAAUCCUGACUAAUGCUCAAGGACAGGUUAUUGGAACUCUUCCAUGGGUCGUGAACCCAACUGGAAUUGCAACAGCAACUCCUGCCCCAGCCACAUUGCCAGCUCAAAAUUUACAGGUACAAGCGGUGACACCACAGCUGCUUUUAAAUGCCCAGGGCCAGGUCAUCGCCACUUUGGCUAGCACCAUCCAGACAGCAACCACUGUCAGGAAAUCAACCCCCCCAGAAUCUCCGGCCAAGAGUGAGGUGCAGCCAAUUCAGCCUGCCCCGACUCUCUCACAGCCAACUGUGGUCAUUGCAAGUCCUCCCCCAGCGUCCAAACUAGCUUCUACUCCUGUCCCCAUCACCUGCUCGGAGACACCAACUGUCAGCCAGCUGGUUUCAAAGCCUCAACCUCCAAAUAGUGGAAGUGAUGAAGAUGGCAUCAACCUGGAGGAGAUCAGAGAGUUUGCCAAGAACUUUAAGAUUCGACGUCUCUCUCUGGGUCUAACACAAACUCAGGUGGGGCAGGCAUUAACUGCCACUGAAGGACCUGCAUACAGCCAGUCUGCUAUAUGUAGAUUUGAAAAGUUGGACAUCACCCCCAAGAGUGCCCAGAAGCUGAAACCUGUGCUGGAGAAGUGGCUGAGCGAGGCUGAGCUUCGGAACCAGGAAGGCCAGCAGAACCUGAUGGAGUUUGUGGGUGGGGAGCCUUCCAAGAAGCGGAAACGCCGCACCUCCUUCACCCCGCAGGCCAUUGAGGCCCUCAAUGCCUACUUUGAGAAGAACGCCCUGCCCACUGGCCACGAAAUCACCGAGAUUGCCAAGGAGCUCAAUUAUGACCGGGAGGUGGUCCGGGUUUGGUUCUGCAACCGGCGACAGACGCUCAAAAACACCAGCAAACUCAAUGUCUUUCAGAUCCCUUGAGGGCUGGAGCUUGCAGCGAGAGCCUCCCUCUCCCUACCUGGCUGCUAUACGCACUUUGUGGCUAAGUCUGCCCUGCCCCUGCCGCCACCCGUUGAUAGUGAUGACUGAAGUAAAAGGGGGGAGAUAGGGUCUCCUCUUGUUUAUUGUGCCCCGGCCUACUCGCCUACUCGUCAGCUGCUUCCUUCCUCCCCGACGAUUGCACUGAGCUGUGAAGGCUUAGGAGUCCAUUGGCGUUUAGCUUCUUUCUGUGUCAGACAAAACAUGGUCAGUUAAAAGAAAAAAGGUUCCCCUUGCCUGGUUCGUGUGCAUUUUCCUUUUUUCUUUUUGAUGGUAGCGUUAGGACUGCCACCAGCAUAGCAUCCACCAAGAAUGAUGGGCAAAACCCGCUUUCAUUUUAGCCUCUUUUCAUAGACAUCUAUCACUUCCUAUCCUGUAACAAGCCCCGCUAAUCAUAUCUAAGCAGAGUUGUGGCAUAAUUUAUAUCUCCUUUUCCGUGUGAAUAUUACUAUGAUGAUUAUCAUACAGAGCACUAUUAAACUGAAAGAUGUAUUAUUUGUUUUUUCACCUGCCAGGACCCUGAAGUUUAAUAUCCUGGUUCCCUGUUGUUCCUUUUAUUUUAAGACUGAUUUGCCAGCUAGAGUUUCCCUUCCAGAAGGAGGCUAAGUAGAAGAGGGAGGCAGGUACAAUUGUUUACGUCUUGGGAUAUUUUAUAUCUAGGGAAUCUCAUGCCAGUAGAGUGGCACUAACAUCAGCUGAGUUUUUAUGCAGUUUUUCCAACCCUACCUGGCAAUACAGAUAGUCCUCAUUUAGCGACCGUUCACAGUUACGAUGGCAACGAAAAAGUAACUUUAUGACCAA
Python bivittatus (Burmese python) is the source of this 2857-nucleotide messenger RNA. The record is from RefSeq and is a predicted model, not a curated record. NCBI's taxonomy places the organism in Eukaryota, Metazoa, Chordata, Lepidosauria, Squamata, Pythonidae.